UCAUAACGUAUCUAACACUUUAAGAAGACUGCAUUUUUUUCUCACGCUGUUUGAAGAUUUCCCAAAGUGUGAUGAUGAGGUCGAGAAGAUUUAUGUUCGUGCCGGAAGUAAUGUUACACUUCCUUGUAGUCCAGUGGAGGAUUCUUCCAACGUCCAACAGAUCGAAUGGUGGAAGGAAGACAAAAGGGUAGUUGAAAUGCGUGAAGAAAAAUGACUGUUUGGGAAGCUGUGCCGGAAGUCUCUCUUCUACCUGAUUCUUACGCCCUCUAUUUCCGUCUUGUGACUCAUGAAGACAGCGGGGAAUAUCAGUGUAUAGUAAAUGGAAAAGGAGAAAAGGCGGGCAUUUUAAGAUUGUUUGUACAAGACAUACCGGAUCGAACGGGUAUGCCCCUGAUAAUGGGCUUUACUUCUAGGUCUGUGAAUCUGUCGUGGGCGCCGAGUAUAGACAACCACUACAGUCCCAUAAUUCAUUACGUCAUCCACAUAAGAGUUGGGGAGACGGGCAAGUGGAAGUCUAAUGGAAUCCUAACUUCUGACAACAGAACUCAUUAUCAAGUCAUUGGACUUCAGCCUUACACAGUGUACUCCUUCAGGAUUCUUGCUGUAAAUGCCAUUGGUGCUAGUCAACCCAGUAAACCUUCCUACUACAUAGUAACACUCAGGGAAGCACCAGAUGGAAAACCAACUAUCUUAUCUGCACACAACACGAGUAGUUCUUCAAUACGCCUCCAGUGGGCGCCUCCUCCCAAAGACACUAUCAAUGGAGAAUUUCUGGGUUAUCGGAUAGUGUACAGGCCACGUGACCGGCCUGGGGUCGAAAGGGGACGAAUAUUAAGAAGUCCAUCUUUACGAGAAUACACCAUUAGAAACUUGAAACCUUUCACCCAGUAUCUUAUUUCCCUGCAAGUUUUUAACCCGGAAGGUCGUGGCCCUCCUGUGAGUGUGGCAGUCAUGACUGAGGAAGGAGAGCCAAGCAGUCCACAGAACUUUACUAUUUUCCGGAUUACUAACACAACUGUGCGGCUACACUGGGCUGAACCUGAAUCUCCCAAUGGCAUAGUAAAGGGAUAUAAUGUGCACUAUAUGCACUGGCAACCGCUUCAAAACAAAACAAGGAAGGAAAAAGUAUACAAUCCAACACCAGAAAUGAAUUAUGUUCUAACUAAUCUUCAGCCUUACACAAAAUACACUAUUUGGGUGGCAGCUUUUACUGAGAAACAUCAGGGGGAAUCUAGUAACAAAAUCGAAAUGUGGACUGAUGUACAAGGACCAAGUGCUCCAAACAUCAUGAACCUCACUUGUCACUCUUUAGAUACAAUUUAUGUGCAGUGGGAACAACCAGAAGUUUUCCAUAAGUCCAUUGAUCAUUAUUUUGUUUAUUAUCGUUCUGAAAAUUCAUGGGAUUUCAAGAAAAUUGAUGUUAAUGCAACAGAACAAGAGAAGUUUAUUUCUAACCUAACAACAAACACCAUGUAUGAGGUAAAAGUCUGUGGGGUAACCCACAGCAUCAUGGAACACCAGAAACUAUACAAAGGUCAAUUUUCUGAGUCUCGCAAGAUUCUUCUUCAGAGUAAAUGUCAAAGUAAUUUCAACAGUCCACUGACAGAGUCCAGUGUUAAUGCUGGACUAAUAGCUGGAAUAGUUUGUGCAUCAUUUGCUUUUCUAUUGGCUAUCAUAUUCUUUAUCUUGUGGAGGAAAUACUUUCAAGCAGAUUACUAUUAUCUUGAUGACCCACCUGGAAACAGAGCUUCCCCUCAACUUUCAGAAACAUUUGAGGAUCCUGAGUAUGCAUCCAUCCCUGUUCACCAGUUUGCGGAUCACGUUGCCAAGCUUCAUGCCGAUGGAGAUCAUGGUUUUUCUAGAGAAUACCAGGCUAUCCAACAAGCUACUGACCUUGACUUGUCCUUCCAGCAUUCUCAGUUAACUGAAAACAAGAACAAAAACAGAUAUGUUAAUAUUGUUGCUUAUGAUCACAGCCGAGUGAUGUUGAAAGCUUUGCCUGGACAGAAGCGACUUUCAGACUACAUAAAUGCCAACUAUAUAGAUGGAUACGGAAAAGCUCGAGCCUACAUUGGAACACAAGGGCCGCUGCCAUCAACAUUUGAUGACUAUUGGCGUAUGAUCUGGGAACAGCGGGUAUACAUUAUUGUCAUGAUCACCAAUCUUGUGGAACGUGGACGACGAAAGUGUGAUAUGUAUUGGCCAAAAGAAGGAACUGAAGUGUAUGGUAUUAUCCAGGUGAAAAUGAUUUGUGAGGUUACUAUGGCUACCUACACACUCCGUACUUUUACCAUUCGAAAUCUCAAGAUAAAAAAAAAACGGUCAGCAGAAAGGACAGUGUACCAAUAUCAUUACACCAACUGGCCUGACCAUGGCGUUCCUGAUCACCCACUACCUGUUCUUAGUUUUGUUCGUAAAUCUUCAGCUUCUAAUCCACCCAAUGGAGGCUCAAUAAUAGUACACUGUAGUGCUGGUGUUGGGAGAACUGGAACAUACAUAGUUAUUGAUGCUAUGCUGAAGCAAAUCAGUCAUCGACAGAGUGUUAAUGUAUUUGGCUUUCUAAAGCUCAUUCGACAACAGAGGAACUUCUUGGUUCAAACAGAGGAUCAGUACAUCUUCAUUCACGAUGCUUUGUUGGAGGCUAUAGAAAGUGGUGAUACAGAAAUUCCAUCAAACCAACUCCCUCACUACAUCCAGAUGUUGCAGACAGCAGAGAAUAGUGAAAGAGAGAAGGACCACUGGCCUCUAUUGGAGAAGCAAUUUAAGUUGGUGACAGCAUACAGACCCAGGGACUUCAGUCUUACAUCUGCUUUAAAGUCUUGCAACAAGUCGAAGAACCGUUCAUUGGAUCUACUACCAGUAGAGACCUAUAGAGUCCAUAUCACUCCAAAGCCUGGAACAGAUGGGUCAGACUAUAUUAAUGCCACAUUCCUUCCAGGCUUUAGCAAGCUGCGAGAAUUUAUCAUCACACAACAUCCUAUUUAUGAUAGCAUUGCAGAUUUUUGGCAGAUGGUGUGGGAUCACAACUCUCAAACCAUUGUGUUAUUAUCAGCAGUAGAUGAAAAGGAAUAUCCAUCCUUCUGGCCAGAAAAGGAAGAGGAAAGUGAUUACACCACUUUUAAGGUUAAACUGGCCGAGGAAUCUUCUCAGGAAAACUUCAUCACAAGAGACUUUAUAUUGCAAGCUGUUCAAGAUGAAUAUGAAGUUAUGUGUAGGAUUAUACAGUGUGCUGGCUGGCCAGAAUCAUGUUCCCCACUCAGUAGUGUGUUUGAUCUAAUCAAUGUAGUCCAGGAUUGGCAUCUGGAAUACCAGAAUGGUCCCAUGGUGGUCAUAGACAGAUUUGGUGGUACUGAAGCUACAACAUUUUGCUGUCUCUCAACACUCUUCAAACAGUUACAGUGUGAACAGUCAGUAGAUGUGUAUAUGUAUGCCAAACUCUACCAUACUUGCAGACCUGGUGUGUGGAAAACUCAGGAUGAUUAUCUCUUCCUGUAUCAAGCUGUAGAAAGUAUAACGGAAUGUGCCACUCAGUCAGAAAUUGACAUUGUUAAUAACAGCCAGUUGAAUUCCACCAAUGGACAUCUCACUAGUAAUGGACAUGUUGUUAAGUUAGACACCGACCUUGAGAAGAAUGAAAGCCCAGCAUGACUGUUGAAAACUGAUCAUUGUUUUUUAUUUUAUUAGCUUAAGAAUAGUGGCACAACUCUGAAAGGAAGAUUUAGUUGAUAGUAAGCUUUGCCAUUUUACAAAAAGUAAAGUGAAAAUAACAUUGUGAAGGUCAAGUUUGAUAGUGAAGAAAAUCUUGUCACUAUUUCUGGGGGUAUGAGAAAGAAUUUUUCCAUGAGUUGUUUGAUUCACCAUUAUUCUGUUGUAAGUAAUACUAUUCUACUCCUAUAAGUAUGAAACAAAUGCAGCUUUGUCAUAUAUUAAAUGAAACAACUGGCAUUUACACUGUGUGAACAAAAUGCCCAGUAUCCUUUUGUGAGUGAUGAAAACACAUCUCUCGUUUCAAAAGUGUAAGAGGAUAGAGUCUCAACAUUGUGUUAAGAUGUAAAGAAAGGACCUCUGUCAUUUCCCUGAACUGUAGUAUGAAAUGGUACUAGUGACAACAAAAUGUGAGAAAUGUGCUAUUGAUAUAUACCUCUGGUGAAAAUGGCAACAAUGAAUGAGCUGUAAAGUUUUCAUGAUUGGAAAGUGUAUAUCAGUUGAAAGAAAUAUGCGUCCACAUUUUAAGUACCUAUUUGCUAGUUGGUUUGAAUACAUCAAGAAUAUGAAAUGAUGUUUCUUCUCUUGUUUAAAACAUGAAAACAAACUGUUCUUGUCUUUCUUGUGCAGAAAGAAAUAACUGUUUAUAGUUGUUUUCAGUGAUUGUUGGUGUUUCACGUUCAGUAUCAUCUACUUGGCCAGUUGAAUUUGUGAAAUUUUGUGUUAAGAAUAGUUAGUAAAUUCUGUGUUAAGAAUAGUCCUUUUUUUUCUCCAAUUUGACAAGAUAUGGCCAUCAAAUAAAUAUGUCUUUUGAUCUCCACUUAGACAUUUGCUCUUUGAGUUACUGUGACGUGCUCAUUAGUCCAGUCGUAUUGGCUACAGCUUAGCUAGAUCUGUACAGCAGAAGUUGCUCAUGUAUGGUGUAAACACACAUUUUUACGUUUCAUUGUAUAGUCUGCCUUGCCCAAAGUUAAUAUAAGCUAGUGUUAAGUGUGUAGAAAGGAGAGACUUGUUUGUAUUUUUUAGUAUGUUUCGUGUACAAAUUUUUUAGCAACUAUGCUAACUACUAAAGAAAGGUAUUGUACGUUGAACUUCAAAAAUCAGAUUUAGCCAUUUAAGAAAACAAUCUUGUAUGAUCAUAGUGGUGAUAACAAUGAUUUAUACAACAAAUUUGAUACGCUUAAAAAUAUAAAGAGUAGAAACUCAUUUCAUGAGAAAGUUGUACUCAUUUCUGUCUCAUGAGAAACAUAGCAAGUUAUUUUUACAAAGAUUAUUUUUAAAAAUUUGGUAAAAGCAAAAAAAUUAGUUAAGGGAAAACAAAGCAUAUAAGUAACAGGCAUAAGUGUUUUGGAAAGUGUUUUGCUAGAAAAUAAUUUUUUUUUGUAAAAUAUUUUCAACGAGGGGGAGACACAUUUAUGAUGAAUUUAUUUCUAAAGAAGUUUGUAAAAUAUACACAAAUAGUUUGUUGUUUUUGCUGUAAUAAAUACUUUCAAACUAGCACAAAAAACAACAAGAGUAAUAUACUAAUACUGUUAAUGUAGAACUCAAUUUAUAAAUAUGUAUAUAGUAUUUACAGUUAUAUAGCCAUUGCUUUUUAACUUAUUUAGACAAAUCCGUGGACCACAGGAUCUAUAUAUAGUGAUGAUCCUAAAAUCUUUCUAGUAUACCUUUGAACAUACUGUCUUGUAAGGACUUUAAUAAGUUUAUUUAAUCGUGUAUACUGUUUUGUAAGGACUUUAACAAGUUUUUUAUGUUGUAUACUGUUACUUUCAGGACCUUCAGAGGUAUUUUUUUCUAUGUUUCCUUGUACAAAACUGGAAUAUCACUUGUGUAGUUUUUUCACGUUAUAGAUAAUCCUUGUUAUUACACCUUGUAAUUCACAUUAGAGUACAUGAAGAUGGCAGCAAAUGUAAUGUUUGGUUUAAACAUAUACAUUUGAAUACAGUUACAGGUUUGUAAAUGUGUGUAUAGAUAAAACCCAAAUUUCAAUGCUUUAUGAUAUUGUAUUGCUUUACCUUUUAUUAAUAAGACACGAAACACUCUCCAAGAGAAAAAGUGUGUAUUCUCUAUAACAGUUUGUGUUGCAUACAGAAAAAAUAAUUUGUCACUGAUGAAGAAAGAGCUUGUGUUAUAGGGUUUGUUUGUUUUCUUUAAUUGAGUUUUCAAACCUACGUGUUUUCCUGACACCACGAAAGAGAAACUGUCAAUGUUUCUAAGAUAAUGUCUUUUUUCUUGUAAAAUUUGUUCCUUCAAAGUCUUGUUUCAGUUUAAUUUCCCAAAUAAUUUUUCAGAUUUUCUUUUUAGUAAGACUUUGUCCUUAAAAUUUUUAUUGAGCGAAAAAAGUUUUAUUUAAUUCUAACUAUAUUAGUUAGUUGAAAGAGUAAAACCUACAACCAAUGAAAAAUAGAUUAUUUAUAGUACCCAAUAACACUUAAGUGCUUGUUAGUACGACAUAAGCAGCUCUUAAAAUAAAGCUAAUAUAGAACUAAUCUAAAAUAGAUGUGCCGAAUAAGCACUAUAUAGAACAGUUAAAAACAGUUAACCAGAAAGGAAAUAAAUAAAAAAUAAAUGGAUUUUGUCUUUCUUCAGUGAAUAGUAAAAUAUACAGGAAGGGAGCGUUGUUCGUUAUUGUGUUGAACUUCAAUUUGUUUCUGUCUGUCUGUCCGUCUUCAUCAGUAUGGCAAGUAGUGGCUAUACCACGGCAACUAAUAAAACUUGUGACUGUAUAUAAUCUUAUAUCAUGGUAUCUGGUGACACGCUUGAGUAAGUACUUUUGCAUCAUGGUAUCAGGUUACAUAUUUGUCUAAGUACUCUUGUUUCGUGGUAUCUGAUGACAUACUUGAGAAAGUAAUCUUUCUCGUGGUAUCUCGUAACGUACUUGAGUAAGUGUUUUUGUACCACAGUAUCUAAUGACAAACUUGAGUAAGUGUUCUUGUACCACAGUUAUUGCCAAUAAUUGAACACACAGUAGUGACAAAGUGUUCUUUGUACUAUGGUUUCUGAUCUCAUAAUAGUUUGGCUAUAUGGAUUAUCACACACACACAUGUAUAAAAACUUAAUUUUUGCAGCUUAAGUUAAAAAUAAACUGCAAUCAUAUAAAUUUGAGAUAAAACUAUACGUAAUAACUGUUGUUAUCAGAAUAGAGAUCAUAGAUAAUCUUACCUGUAUUUUUUACAGUAUAUUUAUUUAAAAUAUUUCAAGCCAAAUUUGAUAAUUCAGACUUAAUUAAAGACAAUAAUCAUAUUUACUUAAAAACAUGCUUUUAACUCUAUCUAGACAAAGGCAUAACUUAUAUAAUAUAGAAGAAAAUUAUAGUUAUAGUUUCUGAUAUGAGUUAUAUGAAGUGGGAUUAUACAUUCUUAUUCUGCUCAGUACCCUAUAUUAUCAGUUACCUAGGCUAAAGGUACAUUUGACAUAAAUGAGAACUGUGUGUUCUAUAAAGGUACUGUUAGUGAUUGGGUACCCUAUAUUAUCAGUUACCUAGGCUAAAGGUACAUUUGUCAUAAAUGAGAACUGUGUGUUCUAUAAAGGUACUGUUAGUGAUUGGGUACCCUAUAUUAUCAGUUACCUAGACUAAAGGUACAUUUGUCAUAAAUGAGAACUGUGUGUUCUAUAAAGGUAUUGUUAGUGAUUGGGUACCCUAUAUUAUCAGUUACCUAGGCUAAAGGUACAUUUGUCAUAAAUGAGAACUGUGUGUUCUAUAAAGGUAUUGUUAGUGAUUGGGUACCCUAUAUUAUCAGUUACCUAGACUAAAGGUACAUUUGUCGUUAAUGAGAACUGUGUGUCCCAUAAAGGUAUUGUUAGUGAUUGGGUACCCUAUAUUAUCAGUUACCUAGACUAAAGGUACAUUUGUCGUUAAUGAGAACUGUGUGUCCCAUAAAGGUAUUGUCAAUGAAGGACUGUGAUAAAUGAGCUGAAAUAAAAUUAAUUGAUGCAUUUUAUGGCACAUUACUACCCCACCUAAUAAUGUCAAAAAAAAGCAUUAGUAGUCUGGAUUCUCACUCAUCCUUGGAAGAACAAAAUGUUACAUUUUGUAGAUAAAGUAUUAUUCUAUGAAUUUCCUUGUGUUGUUCGAUGUAUUUGAUUGAUCUGGUGAGUGAAAUAUUUUAUUGAUAUUUCCAAACUAUUCUGUUUAUGAGUCUUAAAAAUGUUUCUCUACAAAAAGUGAGUUUCAUUAAUUUGAAAAUUUUGUUUUUUUUACUAACAUUUUUAGUCCUUUUUUAACAUAAAGGGAAAAUACAGUAAUUGUACAGACAUUGUACGAGUUAAUCUGAAAGUAUUUAUUGUGUUCAUUUCAUGAAAUCUAUCUGUAGUAACAGGUUGGAUACAAAGAAACUGUCCUAACCGAGUUUUAACCCAAAGAAUCAAAACAUUCCAUGUAGAACCAUAUCUGUAUUAUUAUUAUAUUUGUUAGGAAUUAUAUAUAAUGAAAUACAUUGUAACAUUUUGAUCUGAUUUUAAAGUUAAUUAAAUCAAAAUUAUUCAUCUUGACCAAAUACAGCUGACAGUUUAGGUAUUGACAAUGUUACUUAACUCUCAGGAAAUACCAGUUUUAUAACUCGGUGUUGACCUAUAUGGUUUUCACAAUGAAUGCAUUAUAACAAACAUUUCAUUCCACUAAUAACCUUGUUCUUGUGAAGUCAAGAUGGAGCAAAAAAAGUACACAACAUAACAGUGUCAAUCUGGGUUUUAAACUUUUCUUCAAUGGGAAUUUUAUAAAAUACGUUGUCUUUCCUUCAAUUUCUAAAUGUAGUAUAGUUUGGUUAUUUUGCAUUGUUAAGACAACCCUAACUAGAAAAUUUGUCUUAUUAAAUCGGACAAAAAUGUAAAUAUUUGAUUCAUAGCUUAGCAAAUCAUUGCUUAAACAGUGUAUGUAAUUGACUAUUAAUAAUAUAUUCAAUAGACAUUUUAAUUUCCUCUAUGACCACAGGCAUGAUAAUUGCCAAGAAAUUCUUUAACAGUGAUUAUAUUCUUCAGUAAUAUUGGACUCAAGUGAACUCUAUGCUCGAGAUUAUGAAGUUGUGGUUUAUUAACUGACAUUUCUAACUCUACAGGCCAAUUUUGGACCUUCAACUAAAAAUAUACUUAAGCAUCAAGUAUAAUUUGAUUAUAUAGUUUAUGUGUAACAUGCUUUGUUUAUUUAUUAAAUGAAAAUAAACAAGUGGAAAAACUUGUACCACAAAAAAUGGCUCAUGUUAAAAUAGAUGUUUUAAUGUUCACAAAGAAUCGGGCUGGGAUGCCCUUCAUCUGGCAAUUUGAAGUGUUGUGAACAUUAAAACAUCUAUUUAACAUUAGCCUUUUCCCCACUUUUGUUAUUGAUUUCAUGAUUCCACAGCAGUUAUUUUAAUAUGAUUUUCUUUUUACCUUUUUUUGACUAGUUGUACUUGGUGAACUCCUAAAACACACAUUGCGACUGUUUUGAGAAAUGAUAGAAAUUACGUACAAUAUUAUGGCUUUUAAAUUGUUUUGUAUAUAACUGAUUUUGACAUAACCUUGUUUGCUGUUGGUAAAGGAAGUUCACAUUCCAGGUUUUCUUUAUCAAUGGAUUAAUACAGUAAUGUCUUGUAAGUUUUCCAAUAAUUUUUUAAUGGUCAUUCAACCAAAAACUAUACUGAGUUUCUCAUAUUGUAUUACAAACAAAAUCAUUAAAAAAAUGCAUACUUGGUGUUAGUUGUUUAUUUAAAAAAUUCAAAGAUUUCUAUAAGCUGUACUUUCAUAUUAAGAGAACUAAAAAUGUAUUAAUCUUGAAAAGAAGCAUUUAAUGAUAUUUAAAAAGAAAUAAAAACUUUAGUACCAAUGUGAUUAAAAGUAAUAUAAAACUUCCAUGUUCUAACUCUGUGCCCUGAAUUAGAGAGGGAAAUGUUUAGCAGUUUUUUAAUGUGUAAUUUAUAAAAUCAUAUGUAUUGAAUUUCUAGUGUGCUUUCCAUCAUAGGAAUAUUUGAAUAUUUUUACAGUUGCUUGUGUUGUUAGUAGUCUGCUAUGAGGUAAGUAAAAUAUUCAACUCCACAAUUCAAAGCUGGGUUUUAUACAUGUUGUUCUAACUGCAGAACUGUACUCACUGAAAUCUCCUGAACUACAUGUUGAUGUAACUUCAGAAUUGUCUCGUAGUCUUGAUGAUCUUGUAAGAUAUGUUGUGCUAGUUUCGUGAAAUUGAUAAUGUAAUAAAGAAAAGUUGAUUGUUUUUAAAAGUUAGUCUGUAUUAAUUUUGUCUUAGAUCUUUGUUUUUUAGCCAUCAUUAUUUAUGUUUAUCAAAUAAUAAACAAUGCUGCUAUUGUACUAAGGCAGAAAAUCUACAAAUGCUCCUUGCAAUAAAUCAAUUUGUGAUAUUUUAUUUUGCAAGUUAAGUCUCUAGGAUAUACAUAAUCUCCAAGUGUGAUUAUAUCAAGUGUGCCUCCCCUCAACAGCUGGUAUGGAUAGUAUGCAACUUUGGUAUUAAUUAGCAUAUGCUUAUUACUAUUUUAACUUGAUUUACUUAUUUUUUCCAACUUGAACAUUGAUUUUUACUUGACAUGCAAAAUUACUAGAAUCAGACAGUUGUUGAAAACGUCCCAUAUUCUCAAUUUACACCAGGCCUCUCCCAA
Molecule: messenger RNA, 10286 nt
Organism: Limulus polyphemus (Atlantic horseshoe crab)
Lineage: Eukaryota; Metazoa; Arthropoda; Merostomata; Xiphosura; Limulidae
Product: tyrosine-protein phosphatase 99A-like
Exons: 24
Coding region: 211-3648 (1145 amino acids)
Biological process (GO): protein dephosphorylation
Molecular function (GO): protein binding; protein tyrosine phosphatase activity
Source: RefSeq, a predicted model, not a curated record